GCAAAGCAAUGGAAGUAGAAAUAAACGAAAGAACUCCGAUUUCUUGCCAUGGGCCUCUGCACAUAAAUAUUUUAAGGCCAAACGAGCUAUUUAAGAGAAAGAAAACUCUGAUGGAGAAGGCAGUGUGGCUUCUCGAAAAGAAGUGGGAGAAGAUGGAAAAUUUACAGGACAUGGUAUUCAAUGCGAUGCUCAUUCAUUCUCACACCAGGUUCUUAGUACAAACAUAAUCUCCGAAAGUGUUGGAGCAAAUGGAGGAGAUAAUGUCCAAACCGGAGAUGGAAAAUAAUAAGUUACGGCAAAGACAUGUCGCUAACGAAAUGGAUACAUCAUGUGGAGAAGUGGGACAUAUCGUCAACUAUGAUGGAGAACAAUAUGAUCAAUUCACUCCAAAACUUCACCAAGAUAUUGCAACGACGAAUAGCUUGCAGGAAACAGUCAUACGGUCGAAAAUUUCGAAAAUCCAGAAGAUGACCAAAUCAAUCCAAAUAACGGCAUCGUAUUUGGAAUGAGGAAGGACCAAUUAAAUGACUUAUGCAUAUCUACACAAGACGAGCUUGAUGCCUAUAUGUUAUCUUUGGAAGGCAUUCCAGCAAUUGAAAUAGACGACGAGUGUUUUGUUUAUUCAGAUACUAAGACCAGCAAGCGCAACUUUUACGCCUACCAUGUCAUUUACAGUAACAAACUUGAAAUUUCCUACGGCUAUGGCUUCAACCAACCGAUAUUUACCAUCACUUCAACCGAUGUUUAGCAUCACUUCAAGGACACCACAAAAAAUGUCACUUUUCAGAUGGAAAACCUGAAAAAGACUUUGACGGAAAACGACAUUUCCAUACAAUCCUUGCAGCUCCAACAAAGUGUCAACCCCAUGACGCAGCCGCAAAACAAAUUACUAGAAAUAUCUUUACACAGCGCAAAUAUAAAUGCUCUGGAUGCGCACAAAUCGCUAACAGACGAUGCGGACAUUACUGCAGCAAGUGCGACUUUCGUAAUAAAGUCAAAUACAUUAUUACGUCUGACUACUUGCACAAAGCCAUUAAUUAUGUUAAGAACGUUGCCAUAUCUGGUAACCAAGAAGCACAUGUGGUAUCCGGAAAAACCAAAAAUUGUAAAAAUGUGUCCGAAAGAAAACUUAAAGGAACAUAUAUCUAAUUUAAAUAUUAUUAACGCUAAACAUUAUGACUAUUUACUACAAACUGACGAACAACUUAGAGAACUUGAAAUGCAAUUAAAAAGAAGCAACGAUAAUGAAUCGAUAAAAAAAAUUAUAUUUGGCCAAAACUACUUAAAAUUAAAAGAUGAAGAUUUACUUUCAGAAAGGUUAGAAUUAUGCGAAGAAAAAGGUAGAAUAGGAAUUGUAAUGUACUGGUUAAAAGUAAUUGCUAUUGAAAAUUGUAUAACUCUGUCUAAUCUUAUUAAAGAUCUUAGUAAAUUCAUUUUUAACUUAAAUACUAAAAUGAGAGGAUUAAUUUUGUGUGGACCUUCUGACACUGGAAAAUCAUUGUUUGCUACUUUAUUGUAUAGUAUAUUUAAAGAACAUGAAGUAGGUUAUUUUGUCCACCAUCUAAAAAUGCCUCUUCUUUUAAGCUGCAAUCAUUGACAAAUGCGUUUGCAUAUAGAUGUGAUGAGAUGGUGUUUGAAGAAUUAUCUAUCAUUCAAGUAUUGAAGCAAUUAUUAGAAGGAUCUAAAACACUCCAUUCAGAUGUUAAGUAUAAAGAUCACUUGCAGAUUGAUCCCCACCCUGUUGUUAUUACUAUGAAUUGUAGUUAUAAAAGAGAUAUAUUAAAGUGGCACCCAAGCGUUUGAGAAUCGUUGUUUAAUUUUAUUUAUGGGACAAACAUUAAAUACUAUUUUUAAUAAUGAGGAAAUUGAUGUAAUAGCAACCUGUGGUAAUGAAUUGUUAUAUAUAUAUAUAUAUAUAUAUUAAAUAAAGAAAAACCUAUAAUUGUAAAUAAUAACAAAGAUGUAUUAACUAAGUAUGAAAUAUAUUCUAUUUAAUAUUGAA
Messenger RNA from Hydra vulgaris (swiftwater hydra), 2002 nucleotides. NCBI's taxonomy places the organism in Eukaryota, Metazoa, Cnidaria, Hydrozoa, Anthoathecata, Hydridae. The record is from RefSeq and is a predicted model, not a curated record.